Wyeomyia smithii (pitcher-plant mosquito) is the source of this 3726-nucleotide messenger RNA. It is a transcript of the gene flr, whose product is annotated as actin-interacting protein 1. NCBI's taxonomy places the organism in Eukaryota, Metazoa, Arthropoda, Insecta, Diptera, Culicidae. The transcript has 4 exons. The record is from RefSeq and is a predicted model, not a curated record. Gene Ontology annotation, cellular component: cortical actin cytoskeleton. Gene Ontology annotation, biological process: actin filament depolymerization; sarcomere organization; positive regulation of actin filament depolymerization. Gene Ontology annotation, molecular function: actin filament binding. The coding region runs from base 370 to 2184 and encodes 604 amino acids.
UGUCACGUUCGGUAGAAUAGGACAGAGUGCUCUUGUUAUCCGCUUUACGCAAGUGAUGAUUUAUGCCUAAAAAGGAAACGUCGUUGUGUUUUUUUCUGUCUGUCUGUCUUUAAGCAAGUAACCACCGAGUGUCGAUUGGAAGCAAGCGGAGUGCAAUUUUUCCUGUGUGUUGACUCGAAACAGUGAGACGACGCUGACCGUGGACAGACUGAAGUUUUUUUACCGUCAGAUAAUAAAGUGAUUAGCGAUUGUUCUUGCUUGAGUUCUUGGUGAUAAAACGGUAAAUUUUUGUCCUUUUGGAUAUUGUACUUGAUUGAAGAAAAGAGUGCCACUUUUCCGUUGCUGUUCGGCCAAAGAAUUCAAGGAACGAUGUCCUACUCCAAUAAAUUCAUCUACGCCACGCUGCCACGGACUCAACGCGGCCAACCGAUCGUACUGGGCGGUGAUCCCAAGGGGAAGAACUUCCUCUACACCAACGGUCAUUCGGUUAUCAUUCGUAACAUCGACAAUCCGGAGAUUGCUGACAUCUACACGGAGCACUCGUGUGCAGUGAAUGUGGCCAAGUACUCGCCUAGUGGGUUCUACAUCGCAUCUGGAGAUCAGUCCGGUAAGAUCCGCAUCUGGGAUACGGUCAACAAGGAGCACCUGCUGAAGAAUGAGUUUCAACCGAUCGGCGGACCGAUCAAGGACAUCAGCUGGUCACCGGAUAGUCAGCGGAUUGUGAUUGUGGGCGAAGGGCGUGAACGUUUCGGGCAUGUUUUUAUGGCUGAAACGGGAACGUCGGUGGGGGAAAUUUCUGGACAGUCGAAACCGAUCAAUUCGUGCGACUUUCGACCGGCUAGACCGUUUCGAAUUGUGACGGGUAGUGAAGAUAAUACGAUCGGUGUUUUCGAAGGACCACCGUUCAAGUUCAAGAUGACCAAGCAAGACCACACCCGAUUCGUACAAGCCGUUCGCUAUUCCCCGAGUGGUCAUCUGUUUGCCUCGGCUGGUUUCGAUGGCAAAGUCUUCCUAUAUGACGGAACAACUUCCGAACUGAAGGGUGAGGUUGGAUCACCGGCUCAUGGUGGUGGCGUGUACGGAGUUGCCUGGAAGCCGGAUGGAACUCAACUGCUCACGUGCUCUGGUGACAAGACUUGUAAGCUGUGGGAUGUAGAAACACGCACUCUAGUUAGUGAAUUCCCCAUGGGAACAACGAUUGAUGAUCAACAGGUUUCUUGCCUGUGGCAGGGAGAUCAUAUUCUAUCCGUUUCGUUAUCCGGUUUUAUUAACUACCUCGAUGUUAACAAUCCCACCAAACCAUUGCGUGUGGUCAAAGGCCACAAUAAACCCAUCACUGUAUUGUGUUUGAGUGAAGAUCGCAGCACGAUUUACACUGGCAGUCACGACGGCGCCGUUACCAACUGGAACUCUGGGUCGGGUUCAAAUGAUCGCGUUGCCGGUGCUGGUCAUGGCAACCAAAUUAACGCUAUCUGUGCUGCCGACGAUUACGUCUAUACUGCCGGAAUCGAUGAUUCGAUCAAGCAGAUUACAAUCGAAGGUAAUCGUUACAGCAUGGUGGAGGCGAAGCUAAGCUGUCAACCACGUGGUAUGGAUAUUCUAAAGGAAGGCAACAUCAUCGUGGUUGGUUGCGUGAAGGAUGUGACUGUACUGCAGGACAAUCGGAAGGUUUCCACUAUCCCGAUCGCAUUCGAAUCCAGCAGCGUUAGCAUCAAUGCGGAAACGCUGGAUGUGGCCGUGGGAGGCGACGACAGUAAAGUGCACAUUUAUAGUCUAACUGGUGGAACGCAACUAGUUCCGAAGGUGGAGCUGGAUCAUUUGGGCCCGGUAACCGAUUGCAAGUAUUCGCCCGACAAUAAACUGCUAGUGGCAUGUGAUGCCAAUCGAAAGGUUAUUCUGUACAGUGUGCCGGAGUAUAAGCCUGCCCAUAACAAAGAGUGGGGCUUCCAUAAUGCCCGUGUCAAUUGUGUGUCCUUUUCGCCGAAUUCGCAGCUGGUGGCCAGUGGUUCGCUGGAUACAACCAUCAUCAUCUGGUACGUGAGCAGCCCGGCCAAGCACACCAUUAUCAAAAACGCCCACCCCCAGUCGCAGAUCACCGGGCUGGUUUGGCUCGACAACGAGACGCUAAUUUCGACUGGCCAGGACUGCAACACCAAGGUGUGGCACAUCGAACCGGCUGCCUAGGGCGCACGGGCCGAAAAUCAGUAGUAUCAUGCCGAUGAGUAUAAUCGUGUCACAGUCGUAAGUUUUUGCACUUUUCUUCAUCCUCCCUACUCUCGGUUAGUCUUCUAUUAUUGCUGGUGAGAAUGGUUUACCUGUAUACUAGAAGGGAUGCAGUGCAUUUAAUAGCGCAAAAAAAAUUAACAAUAAUAUUACUGAAAGAUAGCUGUUGCUGCUGAUGUUGUUGAGUGAAACAAGAUAGAAAAACCAAACAGAAUAAAACACAGACUUUAGCCAGAAGUCAGUGACAUGGAGUUGGAAUGUAUGCAGGAAAUGUAGCAAUUUUUAAUUAUAGUGUUAUUUCUUUUUGUUUGUUCAUUCUACUAUCACCUUAGCCAGACAUCGUUACAUGUUGUGAUUUCUGACAGUAUCCUUUAAAAUCAUUGUAAUUUAUUGAAACAAACACACCAAGCUGAGAGCUGUUAAUUUUGGAAUUGAUUUCGUUUUUUUUUUAUUUUUCCGUGAUCCAUCCUUAAAUUUUAUUUAAAUCCCCCUCCGUCGACUACUGAGGCGAAACGUACUAAUCGUAGAAAUUCUUCAGCCAGCUUUGGUCCUAUUCAGACAUAGAGAUUUUGGAUAACUUUAUACUUGUGAAAUUACGAAGGCUGAACAGCCGUUGGAGAGAGAAAACACGCAUUGUGUGUUGAAGCAAUCGAUCGAAACUUACUUAUAAGAGAACAAUAAACAAACAAACAAACAAAAGCUUUAAGUGGUGGAUUGUUCGGAUCGUAUGAUGACCAGUCACCCCAGCUCGGAUAAUACUUUUCAUCUUUAUUUCGUUCAUUUCGAGCAAAGAUAGAGAACCUAAAAGUAAAACAACAUUAAGUAACAGGCCGCACACUCGAGGACCGAUUUUCUACGUUUCAAAUUACCUAACCAUUUGGGUUCAAAAUAAUGGUACUUUUUCUGUUUUUUUUUUGUUACAUUUCAAACUACAAACGUAAAAAUUUUAAGCGCAAAAAUAGCUGAAAGCGAUUGCACAGUACUUAUUUCAUUUUUUUUUCUUUUCUUUGUACAAACUGGAUUCACUUAAUUCAACAAUACAUCGAAUUGCCUUAAACGCUAAGUUAAUUUUAGUCAAUAAAAGAAGAAAUAGAAUUUGAUUUUUUCAUUUUUCGUAUCCUGUGUUAGCCGUCUAAUAGCAGCAGAAGCGUAUAGGUGUAAUCAAAGAGCCGAACGUUCGGGUUUAGGUUUUUGUUUUUUGGUGAAUACAAUUUUCCUACAAGCUACACUCAUUAAAUGUUUCUUUUUUUAGUUUACAAACGAUUUCACCUGUUAGGCAAUGUUUUUUUACACGUACGUUCAUUCAAUUCCAUCUAAUUACUUAUUUCUUAUGCGUUUUCUGUUGGUCAAUGAAAUUAUGUCGGCGAAAGCGCAGCUUAUGAUGCCACUAUAUUAUUUUUUGGUUAAGGAAGUCAUCGACGCAAUGACGAAGUGGAUUUUUUUAAUUGAAUAUUAGCAAACGCUUAAUUCAUGCUGAAUACCUGCAACUUUGUUGCCCUGUCA